GAUUCUCAGCUCGCGAUGGCUCUGCUCGUCGAUUUUGCGCAGAGUGCUGGCGAUUUCAGGCUCUGCAGGCGUUUUCGCGACGAGCUCAUGUCACUCCCAACAAUGCUGCAGCAUGACGCUGACCUCGACGCCAGUGUUCGACUCUCUCACUUGUCAACAGCCACACCUCGGGUCGUCUCAACAUUGUUCCGGGUCUCAAGAGUGCCUCUCGAGUCAACAUGAGACAGGCUCUUCGUAUACUUCUCGAGCAUUCGUUGCUGAGAGAUUUGAUAAGAUCCAGAACACUUUUUUCUCGAUUUAGUACACUGCUGGUCGGUUGCUGAUUUGCACGAUUAUUUUUAUUGCUUUAAGUUAUUGUAAAGUAUCCCCUGAGCUGUAAGUAGGUAAGGUAGCUGCGGCCCGUUGAGUCAAAGGUCCCUAGACGUCAUGGUAGUGACGAACUGAAUCCUGAAGUCGAGUCAACGUACUGGACAUUGACCUCGACAAAUCUUUACACGUCUUGGUGUAUUAGAUGUUUCUUAAAAGCCUGGACCAGUCCAUUGUCUGACGAGUCUUCAUGCGAGGAGAGAGAACGGACCGCCGUCAUAAAUGACUGGGACAACCAUAUGUCAGUACAACAGAAAUUUUAGGACAUCAACUCCCAAAAGUAGCUUUAAAAGAAAAGGAAGAUGAACAAAGAUUAAAUUCUAAUUGCAUAGUUCCUUUUGACUUCCUGCGAAGAAUGGAAGAUCUAGUUUCGCGGAAUUUGUUCAGGGUUCAAUUUGUUCAAGGUUUCGGUCAUGCCCACGCAUGAUCAGUGUCGAUUUUGCUCGUGUUUCAUCGCGUGGAAUUCCUUCACUGUAUCUUAUCUUUGAAAUGAUGAGAUAUGCUUACGGAAAGUUUCCAAGAAGCUGGCAGAUUCACUUGUAUUACUUUCCGACUCAUGCUUUUUGGGCAAUUUUGUGGUGAGAAUGUGUAGAGGCUAAAGUGAAGGUUCUAGAAUCCUUCAGGAAUGAGCGGCUGAUUCCACUCUUUUACAUGUGUUCCAAUAUCCAGUGAGUGUGAAGAAUCUCGCAUCAAAGGCAUUCUUGAAAGCACUGCUAUAGAUUCUGAGACAGAAAUGAGGAACGAAUACACCUCAUCUGACGUCGAGAAGCGAGACGACGGCCUACAAACCCCAAGUAGUGGAAUGUACAAGGUGAUCUUGGACAACUUUUCUAGCUCAUUAAUGUCUUUUGAUGGUGAAAGGAACGCCAAGGUCGGGACUCGUAAGUCUCAAAUUUUGUGCACAAGCUGACCAUAUCUAAGACAAGAGUCCCGAAGGAAAACUGUGUUGCAAGUCUUCUUGCUCAAGAUAUCAUCCCAUGUUUUGACC
Messenger RNA from Marchantia polymorpha subsp. ruderalis, 1354 nucleotides. The record is from the annotation of a GenBank genome assembly. Lineage: Eukaryota; Viridiplantae; Streptophyta; Marchantiopsida; Marchantiales; Marchantiaceae.